UGGCGCGCAGGAGGGGCGCAGGGAGGGGUCUGGGACUCCUGGCCAGGCUGGGCCCGGGGAGGCCGCUCAGAGGAGCAGGCCCCGCCCCGGCCGCGCACAUCUGGGCUGGAGCUCGGCCAUCCCGCGCGGGGUGGGGGCGGCGCGGCAGGCGGGCUGUUGGCGGCGCACGUCGAGGGCUGGGCGGGCAAGACCACCGCCUGGGAGCCCCGGGGCGCAGCGGCAGCGCAGUCGUUUAGCUGUCCGGAGAGCGGAGACGCCUCCCUUGUCUUCUUGAGGGCUCAUUUUCAGAGAAGAUGGGUUCCGAUCUGCCCCGUAGGCCCUGCAUCUACCUGUGACCUCUACCUGCGGAUCCCAGUGAAAAGAAAGGAAGGGAGGGGAGCAAAGCUGGGGCAUCCUUUGUCCUUAUUGGUGGAGAACAGCCACAGGGUCUGCAAAGAUGCUGGCUAUCCCGGAGAUGGGCCUACAGGGGCUGUACAUUGGUUCCAGCCCAGAGCGCUCCCCGAUACCAAGCCCUCCCGGCUCACCGAGGACACAGGAAAGCUGUGGCAUUGCCCCUCUCACACCCUCACAGUCUCCAAAGCCUGAGGCACGAUCCCCACAACCAGCCCCCUUCUCCGUGGUGGUAGCCAUAGACUUCGGCACCACAUCCAGUGGCUACGCCUUCAGCUUUGCCAGUGACCCUGAGGCCAUCCACAUGAUGAGGAAAUGGGAGGGUGGGGACCCAGGCGUGGCCCACCAGAAGACACCCACUUGCCUGCUUCUGACCCCGGAAGGUGCCUUUCACAGCUUCGGCUACACCGCCCGCGACUACUACCACGAUCUGGACCCUGAGGAGGCGCGGGACUGGCUCUACUUUGAGAAGUUCAAGAUGAAGAUCCACAGCGCCACUGAUCUCACCUUGAAGACCCAGCUGGAAGCAGUGAAUGGAAAGAAAAUGCCUGCCCUGGAGGUGUUUGCCCAUGCCUUGUGCUUCUUCAAGGAGCAUGCCCUUCAGGAGCUGCGAGAGCAGUGUCCCUCGAUGCCAGAUAAGGAUACUGUGCGCUGGGUGUUGACAGUGCCUGCCAUCUGGAAACAGCCUGCCAAGCAGUUCAUGCGAGAAGCAGCCUACCUGGCUGGUCUGGUGUCAAGAGAGGAUGCAGAGCAGCUCCUCAUCGCCCUGGAGCCUGAGGCUGCCUCUGUGUACUGCCGCAAGCUGCGUCUGCACCAGCUCCUGGACCUCAGCAGCCGGGCCCCUGGCGGUGGGCGUCUGGGCGAGCGCCGCUCCAUCGACUCCAGCUUCCGGCAGGCUCGAGAGCAGCUGCGGAGGUCCCGCCACAGCCGUACAUUCUUGGUGGAGUCUGGCGUUGGAGAACUGUGGGCAGAGAUGCAAGCAGGAGACCGCUACAUGGUGGCAGACUGUGGGGGUGGCACAGUGGACCUGACAGUGCACCAGCUGGAACAGCCCCAUGGCACCCUCAAAGAGCUCUACAAAGCCUCUGGUGGCCCCUAUGGUGCGGUGGGCGUGGACCUUGCCUUCGAGCAGCUGCUGUGUCGAAUCUUUGGUGAGGACUUCAUCGCCACCUUUAAACAGCAGAGGCCAGCAGCCUGGGUGGAUCUGACCAUCGCCUUUGAGGCCCGCAAACGUACAGCAGGCCCGCACCGCUCAGGGGCACUCAACAUCUCCCUGCCCUUCUCCUUCAUCGACUUCUACCGCAAGCAGCGGGGCCACAAUGUGGAAACAGCCCUGCACAGGAGCAGUGUGAACUUCGUGAAGUGGUCCUCACAGGGGAUGCUCAGGAUGUCUUGUGAGGCCAUGAACGAGCUCUUUCAGCCCACAGUCAGUGGGAUCAUCCAGCACAUAGAGGUGCUGCUGGAGCGGCCGGAGGUGCAGGGCGUGAAGCUGCUGUUCCUGGUAGGUGGCUUCGCCGAGUCGGCGGUGCUGCAGCACGCGGUGCAGGCGGCUCUGGGCCCGCGGGGGCUGCGUGUGGUGGUCCCGCACGACGUGGGCCUCACCAUCCUCAAGGGCGCGGUGCUCUUCGGGCAGGCCCCGGGCGUGGUGCGCGUGCGCCGCUCUCCGCUCACCUACGGCGUGGGUGUGCUCAACCGCUUCGUGGCAGGGCGCCACCCGCCCGAAAAGCUGCUGGUCCGCGACGGCCGCCGCUGGUGCACCGACGUCUUUGAGCGCUUCGUGGCCGCCGAGCAGUCAGUGGCCCUGGGCGAGGAGGUGCGGCGCAGCUACUGCCCCGCGCGGCCGGGCCAGCGCCGCGUGCUCAUCAACCUGUACUGCUGCGCCGCCGAGGACGCGCGCUUCAUCACCGACCCCGGCGUGCGCAAGUGCGGCGCGCUCAGCCUGGAGCUCGAGCCCGCCGACGGCCAGCGCGACGGCGCAGGCGCGGCCCCGGGACGUCGCGAGAUCCGCGCUGCUAUGCAGUUCGGUGACACGGAGAUCAAGGUCACCGCCGUGGACGUCAGCACCAAUCGCUCGGUGCGCGCCGCUAUCGACUUCCUGUCCCACUAGGCGCGCGGGCAGCCCGCCCCGCCCCUGCCGCUCCCGCCUCCUCAGGGGGGGGUCUGGGGAGCAAAGCGCCCGGCCUCGCCCUCUGGCCCGGCAGGACGAGGUCGCCGCAGGCUGGGUCGGAACACGCCCAGGCUGGCUAUUUGGGACGGGCCCUGGACCAGCGCCAGUGCUGGGGUUGGGGCUGGGAGGCUGAAAGCCUCUGCCAGGGACUGCGGUCAAGGACUUUGAGGGUUUCCAGCCGGCGUUCCCACAGGGAGCAUGUGACCCCGAGGACUGAAUGCCCCAGGGCCGGCCUCUGCUGCGGGUGGGCGGGGGCUUCGCAGACAGUUGGGAGGGACCAAGCCAGGCCUUGGCUGGAGUGGCAGGGGCCACAGGAGCCAGAAGAGCCUGAGCGCCAGCUGACACUGGAGGGUGGCGAGUGGUCGACCCUAACCCUUCAAACCUCUCCUUAGAACCCACCCAAGAAUGGCUGCCACCUGUAGAGGGCAGGAGCAAGCUACUGAAGGUGGUACCAAGAGAAGGCAGUUGUGAGGGAAUGUGGAAGUGGGAGGGCUUUUCCUUCAGGACCAAUGACCCACCUUCAUACUCCAGCCACAAAAGGGCAGUGGGGGUAGGGGCUGAGGAGGAAAGAGGGAGCUGGUGCCAGCUCUGCCAUCAACUCAGGUGUGCCAUUAGAACAUUUCCUGCCCCCAGGCUACAGCCCCACCUACCAAAGAACCCUCCUGUGGCAAUAAAGCAUUUAUGCUCCAGUUGAA
Messenger RNA from Erinaceus europaeus (western European hedgehog), 3252 nucleotides. It is a transcript of the gene HSPA12B, whose product is annotated as heat shock protein family A (Hsp70) member 12B. The record is from RefSeq and is a predicted model, not a curated record. NCBI's taxonomy places the organism in Eukaryota, Metazoa, Chordata, Mammalia, Eulipotyphla, Erinaceidae. The transcript has 14 exons. The coding region runs from base 437 to 2497 and encodes 686 amino acids.